Aethalodelphis obliquidens (Pacific white-sided dolphin) is the source of this 4084-nucleotide messenger RNA. It is a transcript of the gene RCSD1, whose product is annotated as RCSD domain containing 1. Gene Ontology annotation, biological process: protein localization to endosome; retrograde transport, endosome to Golgi; skeletal muscle contraction. Gene Ontology annotation, molecular function: phosphatidylinositol phosphate binding; retromer complex binding; actin filament binding. Gene Ontology annotation, cellular component: WASH complex; early endosome. Bases 709 to 1977 code for a protein of 422 amino acids. The transcript has 7 exons. NCBI's taxonomy places the organism in Eukaryota, Metazoa, Chordata, Mammalia, Artiodactyla, Delphinidae. The record is from RefSeq and is a predicted model, not a curated record.
AGCCCCAGAGACAGCCUCCACAGGCCAGGUGCAAUGCCUGUAUUAGUCUGCUAGGGCUGCCAGAACAAGUACCAUGGACUGGGGGGCUUAAAGCCAGAAAGUUAUUUUCUCACCGUUCUAGAGGCUAGAAGUCCAAGAUUAAGGUAUCAGUAGGAUUGUUUUCUUGGGACUUCUCUUGGUUUAAGAUGGGCAUCUUCUCCCUGUGUCUUCACAGAGUCUUCCCUCCCUGAGUCCUAAUCUCCUCAUUUUACAAGGACACCAGUCACAUUGGAUUAGGGCCCACCCUAAUGCCUCAUUUAACUUAUUGACCUCUUAAAACACCCUAUCUGCAAAUACAGUCUCCUUCUGAGGUACUGGGGGUUAGGACAUCAACAUAUGAAUUUGAGGGACACAACUCGAUAUAUAACAACACCCCCAGACCCAGAGCCUCACUUCUGGCUGUGGGUGAGAAUGGAAAAGUUGCACUGGAGAUCACCAAGCCACAGGGGCAGAAAUGGAACUCAGAGGGCUCUGAACACCCCACCUGUGGCCUUUCACUCCUUGCCUGGCUACUUCCGCUACUCCUGUCCCUCAGCCACAUCCUAGAAAGAGAGCCCCAGGGCACCCUGCAUUCUGCACUGGCAGUGUUGCUGCGCGGCUCUCCUACUCUCCUGAUCUCCCCUGACCCCAGGCACAGCUUCCGUUACCCCCUUCUGGGUAGAUAAACUCAUGUCACCUCUCCUGCCAACACAGAGCACAAUGCGAUGGACUCCGACCGAGCUUUCGGCCUUCUCUGUCUUGUGGAGCUUUGCUCCUGCUGGCCUCGCUGCCCCGAACUUCCCUGCUCUUCCCCAGCCUCCUGAAAGGCCGGCAGAGACCAACGCCAGUGUGGACGACUCAGCGCCCCCCUCGGUGGCCCAGCUGGCCGGGCGAUUCAGGGAGCAGGCGGCCGCUGCAAAGACACCAGCCAGUAAGCCAACAAGAAGGAAACCGCCCUGCUCCCUCUCUCUGUUCCCCCCCAGGGUAGAGCUGGGCCAGAAUGGUGAAGAGAAGUCACCGCCCAAUGCAAGCCACCCUCCUAAAGUCAAGGUGAAGAGCUCGCCUCUGAUCGAGAAGCUCCAGGCCAAUUUAGUCUUUGAUCCAGCGGCCCUGCUGCCUGGGGCCUCACCCAAGAGUCCUGGACUCAAGGCCAUGGUGUCACCAUUUCACAGCCCGCCUUCUACCCCCAGCAGCCCUGGCGUGUGGUCUCGGGCCAGCGAGCCGGAGGAGGUGCCCGUCAGCUUUGACCAGCCUCCUGAGGGCAGUCAUCUGCCCUCUUACAAUAAGGUGCGGACAAGGGGCUCCAUAAAAAGGCGCCCUCCCUCCAGGCGAUUCCGAAGGUCUCAGUCGGAGGACUGUGCGGACCUGGGGGGGCUCAGGGCCGAGGAGUCCUCCCAGGAGAAUGGGGCCAAGGAAGAGAAUGGGGACGAGGUGUUCCCAGCCAAGAGCAAGACCCCAGGAUCCCCUCCUCUGAGGAGGACGCCCAGCUGGACAGAGAAGCAGGAGGAGAAGGGCAGGGCUUUGAGGGUAGCCCAGCAGCACGAAAAGGCCGUGGGGAGCUCCGAGGAGGGGGCCAGCCAGCGUCCAGCCCGAGCCUCCAGCCCAGAGGCAGAGGACGGGGGUGGGAGCCCCACGGAGGAGAAACCGGCUGAAGGGCAGAUGGAAGAGCCUACGGAGGUGAAGGAGAGGGUGGCCAGCGAAGAGGAGGAGCCUGAACAAAGCAGCCGAGACACAGAGGGGCUGGAGGAGGGAGCUCUGGGGGAGGAGACCCCCCAAAACCCCCCUGGAGGAGGGGAGGGCGACCACAGUUCUGAGCAGGGGGCUGGCAAGGAAAAGCAAGAUGACGGGACCAUCCUCGAGCCAGGCUGUGACCCUGUCACUGACCACGCCCAGCCGGACACUAGCAGUGAGGUCUCCAAGACAGAGGAUAAUACCCCUGUCCAGGACACUAAAAUGUGAAGAAGAUCUCAUUGUGCCUAGUGAUGAAGCUGCUGGAGCCGUGUCCUUGAAGUAGCAGCAAUGAUUGUAGCGGCAGCAAAGGAAGCCAUCGCAGAAGCAGGAUGGGCUGAGGGUCUGGAGUCAGCCUGAGGACACAGGGUGCCAUUUCCCGACCUCCGCACCAUUGUAGACAGAGAUUGGAUCUGAGGGCAGCAGACUUUUAUCAACUUGAUAAAAGUUGUGUCACUUGAUGGACUUGGUUUAAAAAAAAAAAAAACUUAUUUAAAACAAUUUACUAUGGUGACAACUCCCCAGGGAUACUGGUCAAACUGUGGGGCCCAUAUACUGUCCACACCCACCUAACCCUAUAGCUGACCUCAGAACUGGACUGGGAUCUACCUAAUCAGAUUGUGUUUGUGUAAGGUGACAGCCUUUUUAUUGUUCUUAAGUUUUCAUGAUUCUCAAGUGUAAGUAAAAACUCAUUUCAAGUAGCUAGAAACAAAGUAGUAUCACUGGAAAUAUAAAUCCUGUAAGUUACAGAAGACCUUAAAUUGUAUGGAGACCCUGAGACAACCUUUCAGCUUGGUCCAGAUUUGACUGGCCAACCAAUUUUGAAAACAUUGGCCGAGAAGAGAUAAUUAUUGAAACAUUGAAAAAUAUGUGUCUGUUCCAGCAACAGGAGCUUCUCCAUCAGGUAAUUCUCUAGCUGGUGAUACACUGGGAGGCGACCAGCUCGGCUCACCUGCUUCUGCCAGAGGGAGAGCAGGCAGAGGCAGGAUGUCUCUGUGCUGCAUUUCCUCAUCCUGUAAGCAGAGCAGUGACACCUGGACAAUGCCUGCCCUCUGGUUAGGAUGAAGUUUGUGCUUCCAGAGGGGGAGCCUCGAGCACAGAUUAGAUAUCUCCUGGGAAGUGCUUUGAGCAUCGUGAUGUGCAAGCUACAUAAUGAGAACAUCCUUCCUGGCUUCCCUGACUUGAAUGGAAACCCAGGCUCCCCUCCCCGACUCAGGAGGGGUGGGGCGGGUCUUCUGUCUGUUCCUCCUGGGUAGCUCUUGCUUCAUCGGUCUGUUCAGAGAGUGCAUGAGGCUUCGCCGGGGACAGGGGGCCUGAUACGCCUUCCUUGACAUAUCCUCUCCCCUCUUCCCACACUCCUGCUGAAAGAUGCUCGUCCAAAUAAAUGUUUAAUCUUAAGGGUUGGCCCUUAUUCAGAUUUGAGUAUUUCAGUAUCUCAACAUGCUGACUUGGUAGCUGGAGCAGUCAUUUUUCUGGAGGUCUCUUAGACCACACUCUACUCUGACCACAGAAAGUAGUUUCCCAGACUUAAAAGGCCUUAUCUCACUGCUGGUACCUCAGUUUAUCACCCCAUUUACAGUUUUUCUAAAUUUACAGUUUUUCUAACUCCAGGAUAGUGUUAAUAUUUGGGAUAUAUAUUUUUUCAAAAACUAUUUUUAAAUCAAAUGCAACUUCUAAACCUUGUAAUCUAGUGAAGACUGAUACCAUAAUAAGCUUUGUAUUUUAGCAGAGUUUGGGAGAUAUGUGUGUCAGUUAUUUUGAGAUCUGUAUAAUAUCUAUCAUCUAUCUAACCUAUCAUCUAUCUGUCAUUGACAGAGAAGUAUACCCCCUAAACAAUACAUGGAUUUAUUUAUAUAUGUCUUUGGGCUGUUUAUAUAUUCGUGCACAUAUCUGGGCAAGAGUUUUGAGAACGUGAGCAUGACUGUGCAAUGAAAAGGGGAAAUCUGCCACUUCUCUUACUAGAAAAAGGAACGGGACAGAUGGGAUGUAGAUGUAAAAAUAAAACUCUAUUUUUCUUCUGGAGGGUCCGUACCUUACAGUAGCAGAUGAAGAAGGAGCAAUAAAAAAUAAGAAUGUGACACUGAAGGAGCAUGUAUGACGGUGUCCAAAAAUCUCCCCAGUUCCCUAUUAGUCACAUUAUUUGAUCUAUUUUGUGAGAAAACAAAGGCCCCACCACAGGCAUUGUUAUUAGUGAUGGGGUUCUUGGCGGGGAAUUCGUGAAGCAAAGGCAGGACCUGUUCCCUGUGGGCGCUGCAACCUGGCAACUUGUUUAAUGCUCUCCUUUCUCGAAGUGACCAUGAUUCAGUGUUGCAACACCAUGGUUGAGACUGGGAUUUCA